CCAGCAGUGACAUCACUUUCCAGAAAUCCCCUCUAGUGCUGUUUAGAGUCAACGACGGAGAGCCACAGCGACGAGGAGGGAGACGGAACAACAAAGGAGUUUGCUGCUGUCUGAGAUUCCCAAGUGUUUGAGCUGAUUUUGCAACCAAGACAUUAAAGGAUGUCCCUGUAUCCAUCCCUCGAGGACCUGAAGGUCGACAAGGUCAUCAAGGCCCAGGCCCAGUUUGCCCAGACUGCCACCCCCAUGCCAGCCAUCACUGAGGGAGCCUACCAGCCUCAGCUUGCCACUGCUGGGAUGCCAGGAUCGAGCUUGUACCCGAACCUGGAGGAGCUGGGAGACUACAUGGGUCUGGCUCUCAACAGUGAUGAAGUCCAGAGGAACCUGGCUUUGUUGCCUGUGGCUGACAAUCAAGUGGCACUUCCCUCCAGCUCAGGCGUCGGGGGGAUGGUGCGGCCGGUGACGGGGUCUGACGUCGGCAUCAGGAGGGCAGAGAUCCGCCCAGGGCUGCGGGAGAUUAUCCUCUGUAAGGACCAGGACGGGAAAGUGGGACUCCGGCUCAGGGCCAUCGACAAUGGAGUGUUUGUCCAGCUGGUGCAGGCUAACUCCCCCGCGGCCCUGGCUGGCCUGCGCUUCGGGGACCAGGUCCUUCAGAUCAACGGGCAGAACUGUGCCGGCUGGAGCGUAGACAAGGCCCACAAGGCCCUGAAGGCCGCAGCUGAGACCCGCAUUGAGCUCGUGGUCAGGGACAGGCCAUUUCAGCGCACCAUCACCAUGCACAAAGACAGCUCAGGCCAUGUGGGCUUCAUUUACAAGUCUGGUAAAAUCACCUCUCUGGUUAAGGAUGGCUCUGCUGCUCGCAACGGCCUGCUGACUGACCAUUACAUCUGUGAAAUCAACGGACAAAACAUAAUUGGACUGAAGGAUUCCCAGAUCAAGGACAUUCUGACCACCUCUCCGACCGCCAUGACCAUCACCAUCAUGCCAAAGUUCGUCUAUGAACACAUGAUUAAGAGGAUGUCCACCGGCCUCCUGCGCUCAGCCAUGGAUCACUCUGUCCCAGAGGUGUGAAGACCAGGAGGACUGUAAACUGUCAGGAUGUCUUCAGUACAGAGAUCUCUCUCUCUCUCUCUCUCUCUCUUUCUCUCUCUCUCGUCUCCUCUCUCUCUUCUUCUUCUUCUCUGCGUCUCUCUCUCUCUCUCUUUCUGUCCUCAUACCAAACCACCUCCUGCGUCGCAAUCAUCAGCACCAUUUCUCACACUUAACAUAAUCUUAAGAUGCCUUUUUUCUAUUCUUCAGUUCUUUACCUUUUCUACAUUUUCCUCAUCUCUGUUGAUAUGUCUAGUACUUUUUAUAUGUUAACCUCAUAGUCUGAGUAUUAUAUGUUUAUUAUCCUGUUUUGUUCGAUAAAGGACAGUAUAAAAUGUUUUUUUUUGUUUUUUUACAGCCAUGCA
Messenger RNA from Morone saxatilis (striped sea-bass), 1451 nucleotides. It is a transcript of the gene sdcbp2, whose product is annotated as syndecan binding protein (syntenin) 2. The transcript has 9 exons. The coding region runs from base 160 to 1068 and encodes 302 amino acids. Gene Ontology annotation, cellular component: cytoplasm; plasma membrane. Gene Ontology annotation, molecular function: protein binding. NCBI's taxonomy places the organism in Eukaryota, Metazoa, Chordata, Actinopteri, Moronidae. The record is from RefSeq and is a predicted model, not a curated record.